Messenger RNA from Malurus melanocephalus (red-backed fairy wren), 3739 nucleotides. It is a transcript of the gene PRICKLE2, whose product is annotated as prickle planar cell polarity protein 2. The record is from RefSeq and is a predicted model, not a curated record. The coding region runs from base 47 to 2734 and encodes 895 amino acids. Gene Ontology annotation, molecular function: zinc ion binding. The transcript has 9 exons. Lineage: Eukaryota; Metazoa; Chordata; Aves; Passeriformes; Maluridae.
CGCACUCGGGCUGGGCUGCGCUGGGCUCCGCGCCGGGAGCGCUGCCAUGUUCGGCCGCGGCUCCCGUAAGCGGCUCUCCAGCCGCUCGCUCACGGCGUCGGGGGAGCCGGAGCGGGGCCAGCCCUGCAACACGUGCGGGGACCAGUGCCCCGGCUUCGCCCUGCACAAGUGGAGGAAGAUUUGCCUUCACUGUAAGUGCUCCCAGGAAGAGCACAUCGUAACAGUAAUGCCUCUGGAGAUGGAGAAGACAGUCACGAAGCUCAUGUUUGACUUCCAGAGGAAUUCGACUUCUGACGACGAYUCGGGCUGUGCCCUGGAGGAGUACGCCUGGGUCCCCCCCGGCCUGAAGCCUGAGCAGGUGCACCAGUACUACAGCUGCCUGCCCGAGGACAAGGUUCCCUAUGUCAACAGCCCGGGAGAGAAAUCUCGCAUAAAGCAACUUCUUCACCAGCUGCCACCGCAUGACAAUGAGGUCCGCUAYUGCAACUCGUUGGAUGAGGAGGAGAAGAGGGAGCUCAAACUCUUCAGCAACCAGAGGAAGAGGGAAAAUCUGGGGAGAGGCAAUGUUCGGCCAUUCCCUGUAACCAUGACAGGAGCUAUCUGUGAGCAGUGUGGCGGCCAGAUCAAUGGAGGGGACAUGGCCGUCUUCGCCUCGCGAGCRGGGCACGGCGUCUGCUGGCACCCUCCUUGCUUCAUCUGCAGUGUCUGCAAYGAGCUGCUGGUUGACCUGAUCUACUUCUACCAGGAUGGGAAGAUCUACUGUGGCAGGCACCAYGCCGAGUGCCUCAAGCCCCGCUGUGCUGCGUGUGACGAGAUCAUUUUUGCCGAUGAGUGCACCGAAGCUGAAGGGCGGCACUGGCACAUGAAACAUUUCUGCUGCUUCGAGUGUGAGACRGUGCUGGGGGGGCAGCGCUACAUCAUGAAGGACGGGCGGCCCUACUGCUGCAGCUGCUUCGAGUCCCUGUACGCCGAGUACUGCGACACCUGCGCCCAGCACAUCGGUAUUGACCAGGGCCAGAUGACGUAYGAUGGGCAGCACUGGCACGCCACCGAGACCUGCUUCUGCUGUGCCCAGUGCAAGAAAUCCCUGCUGGGACGGCCCUUCCUGCCCAAGCAGGGGCAGAUCUUCUGCUCCAGGGCCUGCAGCAUCGGCGACGACCCCAAYGGCUCCGACUCYUCCGACUCGGCUUUCCAGAGCGCGCGAGCCAAGGAAUCGCGCCGCAGCGCCAAGAUCGGCAAGAACAAGGGCAAGGGAGAUGAGGGGGCACGUAGCCCCUGCAACCAGCUGCAGGUCACCUCCAACCGCCUCUCCACCGACGUGGACCCUCUGUCCCUGCAGAUGGACCUGCUGAGCCUGGCCAGCCAGACACCCAGCCUCAACAGGGACCACUUGUGGAGGAGCCGGGAYGAGCUCUAUCACUACGGGGGCAAAAUGGAGCAAAGCCAGUCCCAAACCCCCUUGCAGCUUCUCAGCCAGUGCAACAUAAGAACCUCCUAUAACCCCACCCAGGUCCCRAGCUCGCAGUCGGAUUUAUGGGCGAAACAUUUCAGCAACCAAAAGAGGAGCUCCUCGCUGGCCAUGAAGAGCCACGGCGGCAGCUUCAUCCAGGACUGCAGAGAGGACUACUACUCGGGGAGGCUCCGCUCGCAGGAGAGCUACAGUGACAUGUCCAACCAGAGCUUCCCCGAGAGCAGAGGAAGUGUCAAAGUCCCCAAGUACGAAGAGGAAGAGGAGGGAGGGAUGCCGACRCCGCAGUGCCGCACCCGUCACCCCAUCAACGCCCUGAAAUUCAGCGAGGACCUGACGCCCACCGAGCAGACUCCCCGGGGCUCCAUGGAGUCCCUGGCGCUCUCCAACGCCACAGGCCUUUCAGCAGACGGCGGAGCCAAGCGCCAGGAGCACCUGUCCAGGUUCUCCAUGCCUGACCUGAGCAAAGACUCAGGCAUGAACGUCUCGGAGAAGAUGAGCAACAUGGGCACCCUGAACUCGUCGAUGCAGUUCCGCAGYGCCGAGUCGGUGCGCAGCCUGCUGUCGGUGCCGCAGUACCAGGACAUGGAGCCCACCCUGCACGACCUCGCCAGCCCCCUCGGCUACCGGGAGCGGCCGUCGCACGGGCGGAUGCACCAGAGCUUCGACUACGGCAGCGGGGUGCCCGGGGGCCAGCUGGGGCCGCAGGAGAUCCCCAGGCACACCCCGAUGAGCGAGCGCACGCGCCGGAGAACCACGCUGCGGGACGACGACCGGCACUACCGCCCGCACCGGCCCCGGCGCUCGCGGCGCUCCCGCUCCGACAACGCCCUGCACCUGGCCAGCGAGCAGUGCUACCGCCUGAAGGAGAGACCCUCGCUCCGAGCCAGGGACGACUACGACCCCUUCGUGCACCAGAGGAGCUGCAGGGAGCCCGUGGAGCAGGGUCCCCGCAGGGACGUCUACGGCCACUGUCCCCGGACGGUGUCGGAUCUCGCCUUGCAGAACCACUUGGGCGAGAGAUGGGGGCCCUACUUUGCCGAAUACGACUGGUGCUCCACCUGCUCCUCCUCUUCCGAGUCCGACAACGAGGGCUAUUUCCUCGGGGAGCCGAUCCCGCAGCCCGCCCGCCUGCGGUACGUGACCAGCGAGGAGCUGCUGCACAAGUAUGGCUCGUACAGCAUGCCCAAAUCCUCCACSGUGGGGGCCAGGGGACAGUUGCACAGCCGGAAAAGACAGAAGAGCAAAAACUGUAUCAUAUCCUAAUGGCACCCUUGCCAGGCACCUUGGGAGAAUGUAAAUUAACUCACGAUCUUGCACUGUUUUAGAUCAUGUAAGUGCUUUUAUUGUAACAAAAAAAAAAAAAAAAGCCUGAAGAGUAGGGAUUUGUAAGAAGGUUGUAGACUGGCUUCUAUAAAUAGUCAUAAUCCUGGGCACAGUGAAUAUAUUUUGCACAUCUUACUUUGGAGAUAAAAAUUUAAGAAGUUCACUUUAGCCUGUAAUAUUUACCCAGUAGUUUCUCUUCCUUCUCCCAGAUACUGCCACCCCCUUGAGCUCUGUUUGUCUCUACGUUUUGGUUGCCACUGUUGACUCUCAGCAUCAGUUUGCCRGUAGCUUUUGCUUUCCACCACAUUUUUGUUUUCCAUUAGCCAUGUUGGUAGGUGAUUUGUCUCUUGGACAGUGUGGGAGCCUAAGUUAUUUCCAUGAUUGUUGUAAAUGCGAUGUAAAUGAGAGUUUGGAGAAAAUAUUUUUGUAUUUUGUAAUAUCAGAGGAAUUUCUAUAUCUUAGGAGUCACUGGGAAAACGCAUGCACRUUCAGAAAUGUGUUCAGUCAGAGCUAACCAAACGGUACUUUGGAUCCCUUUUUCCAUUUCAUCAUCAAAUYCCUUAAGUAUAUCAGUGAAAGUUUGAGUUGUCAUUGGUUUUGAGGAUUAUUUUUGUUUUAACCCUUUUUUUCUGUUCAUUUGUUUUGAUCUUGGUCAAUAAAUAGAACAUUUUCUGAUUCAUUAAGUCUUGACGAGGCCUCAGUGGCAUUUUGAAGCCUGUGAUUUGCAGGUACACUCCCAUCAGUCAGAUACAGGAACCCUGACAGCUGCAAAGGGACUUUUAUUUUUAAUUAUUAUUAUUAAACAGGAAACAACACAACUACCAAAUGUCUGCAACAUUGUAAAUUACCAAAGCCGGAGAAGGAAUUUCACAACCUCUGUAGAGAACGCUGAAGUUACUAAACAUUGAACUAUUAUUUGGAGUAAAUAAAGUGUAAAUGGUGCAA